CUCUGCAGUGCCUCCCCUGUCUUCUACCUCUUUUGCUGGCCAUGCAGCUGCACAUGCCAUGGCUGGGGUUGGAGCUGUGUACUGAUUGACUGCUACCUUUUGGAGUGGUUAAGAUAUCGAAUCCAGUUACCCAGGAAUAUGAUUGAAAACAGUAUGUUUGAAGAGGAGCCUGAUGUGGUUGACUUGGCAAAAGAGCCUUGUUUACAUCCACUGGAGCCUGAUGAAGUGGAAUAUGAGCCAAGGAGCUCCCGUCUCUUAGUACGUGGCCUUGGAGAGCAUGAAAUGGAUGAUGAUGAAGAGGAUUAUGAGUCAUCAGCAAAAUUGUUGGGGAUGUCCUUCAUGAACAGAAGCUCGGGUCUGCAGAAUAACAUGUCUGUAUAUAGACAAAAUACAAAUGGACCAUGCUCAGUGCCCUCUACGAGGACCAUGGUAGUUUGCACAGUUGUUUUUGUGAUUGCAUUUUCAUUAAUCAUAGUGAUUUAUCUUCUUCCCAAGUGUACAUUUACCAAAGAAGGCUGCCAUAAAAAAAAUCAUACAAUGGAACUAAUAUACCCUUUGGCAACCAAUGGAAAACUAUUUCCAUGGGCAAAAAUUAGACUUCCUCCUGAUGUUGUACCACUGCACUAUGAUCUUGUCUUGCAGCCAAAUUUAACUACUCUGAAAUUUGAAGGCUCUGUAAAAAUAGUUGUCAACAUCCUCCAUGUAACUCAGAAGAUUGUACUUCACAGCUCAGGACUUAAUAUCACCAAGGCAACAAUUAGUUCAGCACAAGGGCACCAAGCAAAGCCAGUUGAAUUCCUGGAAUAUCCAUUGCAUGACCAGAUUGCACUCAUGGCUCCAGAGGUUCUCCUUGCAGGACAGAAUUAUACUGUCAACAUGGAAUAUUCAUCUAAUUUAUCAGACACCUACUACGGCUUCUACAAAAUUUCUUACAAGGAUGAGACCUCUAAGCAAAGGUGGUUUGCAGCAACUCAGUUUGAACCUCUGGCAGCAAGGUCUGCUUUUCCAUGCUUUGAUGAACCAGCAUUUAAAGCUACUUUUUUAAUCAAGAUCAAAAGGGAUGAGAAACUUUCCACUCUGUCAAAUAUGCCAAAGAAAGCCACAACACCUGUGACAAAUGGAAUUGUUGAGGAUGAGUUUUUUGUGAGUUUGAAGAUGAGCACCUAUCUAGUAGCUUUUGUUGUUGCAGACUUGAAAAACAUCAGCAGGGAAACUAAUGGGACUCUGGUAUCUGUCUAUGCCAUACAGCAGCAUCUAAACCAAGUUGGGUAUGCCCUAGACACAGCAGUGAGGCUUCUGGAAUUUUACCAAAAAUACUUUUUAAUGAAAUACCCUCUUGAGAAAUUAGAUCUGGUAGCAAUUCCUGAUUUUCAGUCUGGUGCAAUGGAAAACUGGGGUUUGAUCACCUUCCGAGAAACAACACUCUUAUUUGACAAUAAUACUUCUUCAGCAAGGGAUAAAAAGCUAAUAACUGCAGUGAUAGCACAUGAGCUUGCCCAUCAGUGGUUUGGCAAUCUAGUAACUAUGGAGUGGUGGAAUGAUCUCUGGCUGAAUGAGGGAUUUGCCACGUUCAUGGAAUACUUCGCCAUGGAGGAGGUUUUUCCAGAAUUACAUUCA
This is a messenger RNA of Cyanistes caeruleus (blue tit), 1617 nucleotides long. Lineage: Eukaryota; Metazoa; Chordata; Aves; Passeriformes; Paridae. The record is from RefSeq and is a predicted model, not a curated record.